AUGAGACUAGAUCAAGGAUCAUCGGUAAACGAUAAUGGAUGGAGUAGCAGACCCAGGCUGCAUGGGUCCUCCUACCCAUCCUCGACAUUGACGAAUCCAUGCUAUUUGGACACAAAUGUAUGCAAUGGAAUAGCUGAUGAAGCUAGACAAGUUGGACAAAUCGGUUGCAUAUUGAAAGAGGAGACAAAAGUUAUGCCGAGCCGCUUAGGCAGUGAGCUAGCUGCUUCUCCAUUUCUCGACAAAGACGCUAACGGUCCACCGACAUUGACGGGCCAUUUAGAAGCUUUGUUGCCAACCAAAAAGGCUAAUGAGGAUAGCAGAGCUGCAAUAGGAAUCAAAGAAAAGCAAUUUUAUGAGCAUAAAUGUCAAGGCCUCGUGAUAGGUGGAAAAGAAGAGGCGUUAGAAGAAGAUGAGGAAGAUGGCGAUGAAGACGAGGACGACGGAGAGGACGAGCUAGAAAAUCACGAGGAUACCAGAAAAACUGUAUUAUUGGUGGAUGGCAUUCCCUUGGCAACAUCAAUGUUCAUAUCGAGACUAAGUAGUGAUCAAGAUUACGCUCUUACUCCUCUUCAUUCUGCUGCAAUCACUACUGAUCAAUCUUUAUCCUCAAGUGUAUACACUCAUCCCACGGCAUGUUCUAGGUUAGAUUCUUCAUCUCUUUCCGCAUUCUCUUCCUCUUCCUCUUUUUCUUCUAUUUACUCUUUACCAGCCUCAUCAUCCGUUUCCUCACAUUCCACUGCCUUGGUCACUUCCAAACCUGUACUUGUAGUGCGCUCUCAAAUGGCUUCGGAGAGUACAGAGUCAGUAACAUCAUCCAACCAGAAGCAUCUCGACCCUGCAGUAACACCCAAGCCGCUGCCAAGCAACGGUAGCUUUGAAAAUUCGUCUUACUCAAUUGGGUCUCUUGGGAAACAGGGAUCCGAUUUUACUCCCGAGAACCCGCCCUAUGGUCAACUGAAUCCAUUAAGUGGUUAUGAUCAACAAAAACUUGACCAAUCUCUCCUCCAUUGUCAGGACUACCAGAAUGUGCAACACUCACAUGCGAAACAGAAGCAACAACAACAACAAAAGCAUCCGUUAUGUCUAACAAAGGUCUCAACAACUACUGGGAAUGCAUGGACGGAACUAGUUUCC
Protopolystoma xenopodis is the source of this 1134-nucleotide messenger RNA. Lineage: Eukaryota; Metazoa; Platyhelminthes; Monogenea; Polystomatidea; Polystomatidae. The record is from the annotation of a GenBank genome assembly.